This is a messenger RNA of Parathielavia appendiculata, 2247 nucleotides long. Its product is annotated as heat shock protein 70. The record is from RefSeq and is a predicted model, not a curated record. Gene Ontology annotation, biological process: protein folding. Gene Ontology annotation, cellular component: cytoplasm; mitochondrion. NCBI's taxonomy places the organism in Eukaryota, Fungi, Ascomycota, Sordariomycetes, Sordariales, Chaetomiaceae. Gene Ontology annotation, molecular function: ATP-dependent protein folding chaperone; ATP binding. The coding region runs from base 1 to 2007 and encodes 668 amino acids. The transcript has 3 exons.
AUGCUGUUUACACGGCUUCCUCGUGCUCUUCCCAGGGCAACCUCAGUAGCUUCCCGCUCGGCGGGUCUGCUGUGGAGGACUCCCGCGUUCACGCGGUUCCAGUCUACGGAUGAGAAGGUCAAGGGCGCUGUUAUCGGCAUCGACCUCGGCACAACCAACUCCGCCGUCGCCAUCAUGGAGGGCAAGACCCCCAGGAUUAUUGAGAACGCCGAGGGUGCUCGCACAACACCUUCAGUCGUUGCCUUCGCUGAGGAUGGUGAGCGGUUAGUCGGUGUUGCUGCCAAGCGCCAGGCCGUUGUCAACCCCGAGAAUACCCUCUUCGCCACCAAGCGGUUGAUCGGACGCAAGUUUACCGACGCCGAGGUGCAGCGCGAUAUUAAAGAGGUGCCAUACAAGAUUGUUCAGCACACCAACGGCGAUGCCUGGGUUGAGGCGCGCGGCCAGAAGUACUCGCCCUCCCAGAUUGGUGGCUUUGUCCUUGGCAAGAUGAAGGAAACCGCUGAGGCUUACCUCAGCAAGACCGUGAAGAAUGCCGUCGUCACCGUCCCUGCAUAUUUCAAUGACUCUCAACGUCAGGCUACCAAGGAUGCUGGUCAGAUUGCCGGCCUGAACGUCCUCCGUGUCGUCAACGAGCCCACCGCUGCCGCCCUUGCCUACGGUCUGGAGAAGGAGGCUGACCGUGUCGUUGCCGUCUACGAUCUCGGCGGUGGUACCUUCGAUAUCUCGAUUUUGGAGAUUCAGAACGGCGUGUUUGAGGUCAAGUCGACCAACGGUGACACUCAUCUUGGUGGUGAGGACUUUGACAUCCACCUCGUCCGCCACCUGGUCCAGCAGUUCAAGAAGGAGUCUGGCAUUGAUCUCUCCAACGACCGCGUGGCCAUCCAGAGAAUCCGUGAAGCUGCCGAGAAGGCCAAGAUUGAGCUGUCCUCGUCGCUCCAGACCGACAUCAGCCUUCCCUUCAUCACGGCCGACUCUUCGGGCCCCAAGCACAUCAACCAGAAGCUCACUCGCGCGCAGCUCGAGGCUAUGGUAGACCCCCUCAUCAAGAGGACCGUCGAGCCUGUCCGCAAGGCCCUAAAGGAUGCCAACCUUCAGGCGAAGGACAUCCAGGAGGUGAUCCUCGUUGGUGGCAUGACCCGUAUGCCCAAGGUUUCCGAGUCCGUCAAGAGCAUUUUCGGCCGUGAGCCCGCCAAGUCGGUUAAUCCCGACGAGGCUGUUGCCAUCGGUGCCGCCGUCCAGGGUGCCGUUCUCUCUGGCGAGGUCAAGGACCUGCUCCUUCUCGAUGUCACUCCUCUCUCGCUCGGUAUUGAGACCCUUGGCGGUGUCUUCACCCGCCUGAUCAACCGCAACACCACCAUUCCUACCAAAAAGUCCCAGGUUUUCUCUACUGCGGCCGACUUCCAGACCGCCGUCGAGAUCAAGGUCUACCAGGGCGAGCGUGAGCUCGUCAAGGACAACAAGCUUCUCGGCAACUUCCAGCUUGUCGGUAUUCCUCCCGCCCACCGUGGAGUGCCCCAGAUCGAGGUUACCUUUGAUAUUGAUGCCGAUUCUAUCGUCCACGUCCAUGCCAAGGACAAGUCCACCAACAAGGACCAGUCCAUCACCAUUGCCUCGGGCUCUGGUCUUUCUGAGUCUGAGAUUCAGAAGAUGGUUGAGGAGUCCGAGAAGUACGCUGAGCAGGACAAGGAGCGCAAGGCUGUCAUUGAGACGGCCAACCGCGCCGACAGCGUCGUGAACGAUACUGAGAAAGCCCUCAACGAGUAUGCCGACAAGCUGGACAAGGCUGAGGCCGACCAGAUCCGCGAGAAGAUUGCCUCUCUUCGCGAAUUUGUCGCCAAGGCUCAGUCCGGCGAGGUUACGGCCACUUCUGCGGAGAUCAAGGAGAAGACCGAUGACCUCCAAGUUGCCAGCCUGAACCUUUUCGACAAGAUGCACAAGGCCCGCGCCGAGUCUGGCGAGCCCAGCCAGAGCGCUGAGGGCGAGAAGAAGGACGAGCCCAAGGCUUAAGCGUCGGCUCAGUCAUUGAUGCCUCUAUACCCCCACAUUUUCUUUCCUCUCGUGUGUCUGACUAGGUUGGAGCGGUCUCCAGUGUAUAUUCUGUGUAUCAUAUGUUGUUUCUUGGAGGCUGGUUGAGAUCUCCAGUGUUUAAUAUGCAGACGGCGGACGGCGUUACUGAGCAUCAAAACUGCUGCGUUCAUGGGCAGGAUUGUCUUAAGAUUUCGAUGAUGGGUCGGAACGGGAUGGGGG